Moesziomyces antarcticus is the source of this 1179-nucleotide messenger RNA. RefSeq names its product 2-nitropropane dioxygenase. Bases 1 to 1179 code for a protein of 392 amino acids. Gene Ontology annotation, molecular function: nitronate monooxygenase activity. The record is from RefSeq and is a predicted model, not a curated record. NCBI's taxonomy places the organism in Eukaryota, Fungi, Basidiomycota, Ustilaginomycetes, Ustilaginales, Ustilaginaceae. The transcript has a single exon.
AUGUCGGCUCGCAAGAUCAUCACGCCGCUCUCACGCGUGCUGCCCUCGGUCAAGACGCCGGUCGUCCUUGGAGCCAUGGCCGGCGCUUCGGGCGGCCAACUCGCAGGCGCCGUCUCGUCGGCAGGUGGAUUCGGCUUCAUCGGCGCAGGCUACCUCACACCGUCGGUGCUGCAGAGCGAAGUGGAAAAGGCUUACCAGCAGCUCUCCGUCUCGCACGUCGAUCUGACUGCUGAGCGUAAACGAGCCGACUUCGGCAUCGGCAUCCUCGUCUGGAAACUCACCGAGCUCAACGACGGCAAGCGACCCGACCAGGCUUCACCCAACAAGAGCGUAUCGGACUUUCUCGAUGUCAUCGUGCGCGCCCGUCCACGCGCGGUAUGGCUGAGCUUUGGCGACGAGCACGAACUCACCGGGUGGCAGAAGGUCAUCGCCAAGCUCGACGAGCAGCGCAACAACGACUUGCAGGCCAGUGAAGCUGAGGCGCUCAAGUGGUUCGUCAUGAUCGGCCGCGAGCAAGAGCUACAAGCAGCGGUGGAGAAAUGUCGCUGCGAUGUGCUCAUCGUUCAGGGCUGCGAGGCGGGCGGUCACGGACACUCGCAAGCUCCUCCACUGUCGGCCUUGCUUGCCGACACACUCAAGCGCCUGCCCGCGCUCAAGCCCAACAACGCAACCCACUCCACACCGCCCGUUCUCGGCGCGGGCGGACUUGCGGAUGGACGCUCUCUGGCCGCCCUCCUCGCAUCCGGAUGUGCAGGUGGAGUGUAUGGCACGCGGUUUGUGCUCACGCCCGAGUCCACCUACUCGCAGGUGCAGAAGGAGCAGCUGGUCAAAGCCAAGGGCUCGGCCACUCUGCGCACCUUCGCGUUUGACGAUGCGCGUGGCACACUGGGAUGGCCACAGGGCACCGACGGUCGUGGUCUGCGCAACAAGACGGUGGAAGAGUACGAGCGAGACGUGCAGCAAGAGGUCAAGGCAGGCACCCAGGAUCCCGAGGGCGCCAAACGCCGCAUGGAGCGGUACAAGCAGGCCGCCAGCGAGAACGACACGGAUCGCAUCGUCAUCUGGGCCGGCACAGGUAUCGGUGCCAUUGACGCCAUCGUGCCUGCCAAGCAGGUCGUGCACGACAUCACACACGAGGCGCUCGAAGCACUUUCACGCGUACAGGGCUAUGUGCAGUAG